This is a messenger RNA of Aspergillus versicolor CBS 583.65, 861 nucleotides long. RefSeq lists its product as uncharacterized. The transcript is spliced from 2 exons. Lineage: Eukaryota; Fungi; Ascomycota; Eurotiomycetes; Eurotiales; Aspergillaceae. The record is from RefSeq and is a predicted model, not a curated record. Bases 1 to 861 code for a protein of 286 amino acids.
AUGGCUGUUUUGGACAAGGAUCGUCCUCGCGGCCUGCGAGUGCCUUCUCUUUCCUCCUUCAGAUCUAAGCACAAGUCGCCAACAGAGCCAGCCCCCACGAUUCAACUGCCUUCGGCGUCGCAUUCAUCUCUCCAGACAGACUCCUUUUCGGUGACUUCUUCGAAGCCAACGGAAAAGACAUUGCCGCCCCAUCCGCAAUUCCCCUCGCAACAGGCCUCCUCACCUGCAUUGGUGAAUCCAUAUCCGUCGCCACCGCAGGUAUACAGCAGUCAGCCUACUCGCGGGCCUGUUCAGAACUCGAACCCAAGCCAGGCCAUUGGCAAUGAUGCCCCCCUCCCUCCUCUACCAGCAGACAGGCCUAUGCCCCGACCCUUCCCUCAGACAACAUCACCACCGACCAGGCGCCCGAUUCCCGGGUCUGCGCCAGCGCCGGCGGCAGCACCAGCGGCAGCACCAGAGCCGCCGCAAGCACCAGUAUAUGCACCUGUGCCUGUUCCGCCGGUGAACCCAACUGUGGUGCAACAGAGAACGCCACCAUCAAGCGACGAAGAGCCGGACCAGAGACAUUCCAAUGGCACAAACGACUCAUUAGAGGGCUUCAUCCCGGAGCCAGAGCCAGAGCCAGAGCUAGAUGGCACUAAUGGUGCACCGAAUGAGGCUGGGUCCAGCGAGGAGGAUGAUAGACCCUUCACGCCGCCAGAAGUUGAGCCGGUUUCUGUUCCCCUAAAUAAACUGCACUAUUCCUGCUACCAGGAGCACCGCGCGAUGCCCAUCGCUAAUAACGUGUGUUCGAUCGCGAGAUCCGACAUCGAUGUGUUUUUUGCUGUCUGCGUGUCUGUGCAGAUUGCUUCCAGGCACUGA